CCUACAUCACUUCCGUUCAUCUGAUCUGUCAGAAAGACAGCGAAAAUGAUGUUGUUUGGAAGAAUUUCGCAAGCCCUCCUACGGUCCUCAAUUAUCCAGACCCGUCAACUCUCUGCCUCAGCGGCCCAUGGUCAUGGAGAGCAAACAGGUAAGCCCACACAAACAUUGCUCAAAGGAAACGAUUUAGUAAUGACAAAGCAUAAACAUUUGUUUGAAGGACAUGAUUCCGUAGUGACCUUGCUAGUUAGCGAACGAAACGUUAGCGUGAGGCAGCGUAAUAACCGCCAACGUUAGUAAUGUAACUAGCUAAGUUAAAUCAACCACAUACACAGGACUCGUUGGCAGUUCAAGUCCCACCUAUACCCAUCCUAUACUAGCCAGAUGGCUUCUAACUACACUACAUGACCAAAAGUAUGUGGAAACCUGCUCGUCGAACAUCUCAUUCCAAAAUCAUUACAUUUUAGUCAUUUAGCAGACGCUCUUAUCCAGAGCGACUUAUAGUUAGUGAGUGCAUACAUUUUUUUUUUUUUUUCAUACUGGCCCCCGUGGGAAUCGAACCCACAACCCUCGCCUUGCAAGGGCCAUGCUCUACCAAAUGAGCUACAUCCCUGCCGGCCAUUCCCUCCCCUACCCUGGACGACGCUGGGCCAAUUGUGCGCCCCCCCCAUGGGUCUCCCGGUCGCGGCCGGCUACGACAGAGCCUGGAUUCGAACCAGGAUCUCUAGUGGCACAGCUUCCUUACACCACUGCGCCACUCGGGAGAACAUGGGCGUUAAUAUGGAGUUGGUCCCCCUUUGCUGCUAUAACCGCCUCCCACUCUUCUGGGAAGCCUUUGUUGGAACAUUGCUGCGGGGAUUUUAUUUGUCACAUGCGCCGAAAACGGGUGUAGACCUUACAGUGAAAUGCUUACUUACAAGCCCUUAACCAACAAUGCCGUUUUAAGAAAAAUAAGUGUUAAGUAAAAAAUAGAUAAUUCAUUAAUAAUUAAAGAGCAGCAGUAAAAUAACAGUAGCGAGGCUAUAUACAGGGUGUACCGGUACAGAGUCAAUGUGCGGGGGCACAGGUUAGUUGAGGUAGUCGAGGUAUUUCUGAUUAAUUUUAUGUUAUUUUAAUGGACAAAAAAAUUGCCUUUCUUUCGAAAACAAGGACAUUUCUAAGUGACCCCAACAUUUUGAACGGUAGUGUACAUGUAGGUAGAGUUAAAGUGACUAUGCAGUAAAAUAAUAAACAGAGUAGCAGCAGCGUAAAGGGGGGUGGAAUGCAAAUAGUCCGGGUAGCCAUUUGAUUAGCUAUUCAAGAGUCUUAUGGCUUGGGGGUAGAAGCUGUUAAGAAGCCUUAGCCUUUUGGAUGUUGUUGCACAUUUUAACAUGCUGGUAGAAAUGAGGUAAAACCGAUGUAACUAGGAGCGCCUCCUCUGGAUUAGCGUUUUCCUGUUUGCUUAUGGCCAUAUACAGUUCAUUGAGUGCGGUCUUAGUGCCAGCAUCAGUUUGUGGUGUUAAAUAGACAGCUACGAAGAAUAUAGAUGAAAACACUCUUGGUAGAUAGUGUGUUGGUGUACGUUAACAUAGCUCGCUAAGUAGCUAGUUUAACAUUGUUAAAUUAGCUAGCUAGCUAGCUAGCCAUAGUGUGUUGAAUGUUUCAUCUCAGACCUAGCUAGCUAGCUAACGUUAGCUCAUUAUUUUCAGGCAAUUAAGAAACCCAAUGUUUCAAAUGUGUUUCACAAUUGUGAUUAACAAUGUCACGGAGAUCAGUUAUAUAACUAGUAGCCUUGCCAGAAGAUCCACUGAGCUGAACUGGGGUCAGAACCAAUGUUCCCUCUAAUUUUUUUCAGCACUGAGCAAAUGUAAGGUCUGCUGAGUGCAAACUUGAACGUUGUGAAAUUUCAGUGCAACUUCCAGCGCGGGUUUACUGUGAACACUGAGGCUGUACCCACUUUAAGUUAGUUUUAACAGUGGCAAAGUAGGCUACUGUGGCUAUUUGAUCAUUAUGUAGGGCUACCAUCAAAAACAAUGGGGAAAAUGCAUCUCAUAACAUUUUAACAUGGAAAUAGCUAUUCUAUCAUUAAGCCUACAGUAGCAGCCAAUGUGUGGAGUUCAAUGUAGGCCUACAUUCCAUUAGACUUUUGAAGAAAAUAACAUGCGGGGCUUGACAUUAACCUGUCCUUCAGACAAGGUGACUGAAAAUGUUGUUUGAUGCAAGAAACCACUUUACAAAAUAAAAUGCAUUAUUAUUCCCAUACCAUUAUUACAGAGAAUCAGACAUUAUGCUACCCUCUGCCUAUUGGCAAUUUAGCUUAUUCAAGCCUGUCUCAAAAUACAACACUGCCCCUUUAAGACAAAAAUAAGCUCUUUAUCUGACUCACUUGUCUAGAAAUGUAGACGUUUUGUGCUCUUGUAGGAAGCAAGCGCUCCUAUUGCUGACUAAAAAUUAUCUAAAACUGGGCUACUAAUUAGCAAAGGAUAUUAUAAAAAUGUGCACACGUGGCUACAUGCAGCUUUCGCGACCGCUCAUGCUGUAAACACAGUCCAGUUCAAAGUAAAUGGCAUAGAUCCAUAUAUGGCUGUGUUCUAUUUAAGCAAUACGGUCCGAGGGGGUGUGGUAAAUGGCCAAUAUACCACGGCUAAGGACUGUUCUUAUGCACGACGCAACGCGGAGCGCCUGGAUACAGCCCUUAGCCGUGGUAUUAUGGCCAUGUGCCAUAUUGCUAUUAGAAACUGGUUACCAAAAUAAUUAGAGCAUUAAAAAGACAUGUUUUGUCAUACCCAUGGUAUACGGUCUGAUAUAUCACGGCUGUCAGCCAAUCAGCAUUCAGGGCUCGAACCACCCAGUUUAUAAUUGCAUAUAGGCCUACUGCAGCUCUGAUUGUUUAUGCUGCACUGGUCUGUGUAGAGUAUGGGCUGAAUCGUGCUGUUCAAUGCAAUAGUAUCCUACUCUCGACGUGUUCUGCAUACAACAAAAUCUCUUGCAUAGUUUGUUUCGGUAUGUUGCAUUGAAAGUGGCUAAUAUUGCAUUGAUUCAAUCACAAUUGCAAAAGUAAAGGGAAACAUUGAUAGUGCUAACAGGAAAAACUCUAGAACAGUGGUCACCAACCUUUUCUGUGUCAAGAUCACGUUCUGAAUCAAAAUGCAAGCUAUCUACAGCUCACAUUUUCUUUUUUACAUGACAUAAAAAACGUAAGCCUAUGCAACAUUAACCAAUUAAAAACAGUACUGUAGCUACAGUGAGGGAAAAAAGUAUUUGAUCCCCUGCUGAUUUUGUACAUUUGCCCACUGACAAAGAAAUGAUCAGUCUAAUUUUAAUGGUAGGUUUAUUUGAACAGUGAGAGACAGAAUAACAAACAAAAAAUCCAGAAAAACGCAUGUCAAAAAUGUUAUAAAUUGAUUUGCAUUUUAAAGAGGGAAAUAAGUAUUUGACCCCCUCAAUCAGAAAGAUUUCUGGCUCCCAGGUGUCUUUUAUACAGGUAACGAUCUGAGAUUAGGAGCACACUCUUAAAAGGGAGCGCUCCUAAUCUCAGUUUUUUACCUGUAUAAAAGACACCUGUCCACAGAAGCAAUCAAUCAAUCAGAUUCCAAACUCUCCACCAUGGCCAAGACCAAAGAGCUCUCCAAGGAUGUCAGGGACAAGAUUGUAGACCUACACAAGGCUGGAAUGGGCUACAAGACCAUCGCCAAGCAGCUUGGUGAGAAGGUGACAACAGUUGGUGCGAUUAUUCGCAAAUGGAAGAAACACAAAAGAACUGUCAAUCUCCCUCGGCCUGGGGCUCCAUGCAAGAGCUCACCUCGUGGAGUUGCAAUGAUCAAUAGAAACGGUGAGGAAUCACCCCAGAACUACACGGGAGGAUCUUGUCAAUGAUCUCAAGGCAGCUGGGACCAUAGUCACAAAGAAAACAAUUGGUAACACACUACGCCGUGAAGGACUGAAAUCCUGCAGCGCCCACAAGGUCCGCCUGCUCAAGAAAGCACAUAUACAGGGCCGUCUGAAGUUUGCUAAUGAACAUCUGAAUGAUUCAGAGGAGAACUGGGUGAAAGUGUUGUGGUCAGAUGAGACCAAAAUGGAGCUCUUUGGCAUCAACUCAACUCGCUGUGUUUGGAGGAGGAGGAAUGCUGCCUAUGACCCCAAGAACACCAUCCCCACCAUCAAACAUGGAGGUGGAAACAUUAUGCUUUGGGGGUGUUUUUCUGCUAAGGGGACAGGACAACAUCAAAGGGACGAAGGACGGGGCCAUGUACCGUCAAAUCUUGGGUGAGAACCUCCUUCCCUCAGCCAGGGCAUUGAAAAUGGGUCGUGGAUGGGUAUUCCAGCAUGACAAUGACCCAAAACACACGGCCAAGGCAACAAAGGAGUGGCUCAAGAAGAAGCACAUUAAGGUCCUGGAGUGGCCUAGCCAGUCUCCAGACCUUAAUCCCAUAGAAAAUCUGUGGAGGGAGCUGAAGGUUCGAGUUGCCAAACGUCAGCCUCGAAACCUUAAUGACUUGGAGAAGAUCUGCAAAGAGGAGUGGGACAAAAUCCCUCCUGAGAUGUGUGCAAACCUGGUGGCCAACUACAAGAAACGUCUGACCUCUGAUUGCCAACAAGGGUUUUGCCACCAAGUACUAAGUCAUGAUUUGCAGAGGGGUCAAAUACUUAUUUCCCUCAUUUAAAAUGCAAAUCAAUGUAUACCAUUUUUGACAUGCGUUUAUCUGGAUUUUUUGUUGUUGUUAUUCUGUCUCUCACUGUUCAAAUAAACCUACCAUUAAAGUUAUAAUAAUAAUAUGCCAUUUAGCAGACGCUUUUAUCCAAAGCGACUUACAGUCAUGUGUGCAUACAUUUUUCUGUAUGGGUGGUCCCGGGGAUCGAACCCACUAACCUGGCGUUACAUGCGCCGUGCACUACCAGCUGAGCUACAGAGGACCACGACUGAUCAUGUCUUUGUCAGUGGGCAGACGUACAAAAUCAGCAGUGGAUCAAAUACUUUUUUCCCCUCACUGUAUGAGAUUUGUGCAGUAAGCUAUAGGCCCAAUACAUUAUCACUGGAUAUUGGCUUUGCUUGAAUUGCCCUGCCAAAUGUAUUAUUCGGGCCAUUUCAAAAUAAAUAUAUAUAUUAAUUUUUUUAAACAUUUGAGGUAGUCAAUAUGAUCACACCGGUAAUAGGUCCGUUGUUGUAUUACUUGUGAGGCACAGCUGAGUGAGCAUACAUUUAAAUCAUUAGCUUUUUAUUUUUAUUUUACUGGGCUGAUGGUGCCUGCAUCUGAUGAUCAGUCUCAGCAGAGGGAGAGAGCAGCAGACUGAGAGUCCGCCUCUCAACAUCCGUACGCACUCUCUUUCCUCUACUGACCAAAAAGGGACACAGUCUUCCAGCUGAUAGCGAAACUCGAGUCGCAACGCAUUAUUAACAACGCAAGCCUAUAGAUACACUUUCCCACUCAUUCAUUACUACUGCAGUAUUUGUUGUAUCGCUGAGUGGAAAUGGGAAGAACGCACAUUUAAUGGCUUAUAAAAGUGUUAAAUACAUAGUGUUGACAGUGCUGAGUAAGAACUUAAACAUGAACUCAUAAAAACAGCAGCUCUUUGCUGUAUUCGUUGACAGUCUCUAGUGAUGGUUUUGAAAUCUCACAGUAUCAACUUUGCUGUAGAUUUAUUUUUGCCUGCAGACACGGUAAUCUGAGCCAUCCGAUUGGCCAGCGGUAGGCUUAUGGUACACUUGAUUUGCUCUCCGGGCCUGCCGGGAAGGCACAGUUUGUACCUUCAGACACAUGAAAUGGUUCAAAAUGGCAACCGUUCGCCUACCCGGCGUGCGGGGCAGCUGAAUCUGGUGUACCUACCGCCAACAGCCCAAGACGACCCUAAAAAUAAAUAAUAGGAACGCAAGGCUUUAUUGUUUGUUUACAGAAAUGUUUGAUCGAUCGACUAGGAAUGGCUUGGAGAUCGACAAGUCGAUAGCGAUCAACCGGUUGGUGACCACUUCUCUAGAAAGUUGAGUGAAGUUCGAUCUCGUGCUUCUCUCAUGGGUUGAUAUUUCUUCUGAGCAGCAGUCUCGGGGCUGCUGCUCGCCCGCAGCUUAGAAGGAACAUUGGUCAGAACGCAAUCAUGGUUGCAUUAAGACACCGUGGAGCCGGCGUGAGAUAUGGGUCGGAAAACGUACCUCAAUGCAGGGAUGGGCUACGCCGCCGCACUCCAAAUGUUACCUUUAUCCACACUGCUCCAUCGAGAAGAUAGAAAUACUUCUAAUGUUCCCAGGAAACUGCAAUUUGCGUCCUAAUGCUAGCUAGCAGUAGCCACCGCAGCCAUUUUGGAAUGGCAGUGUCAGCCAAUCUGCUCUUUUUGUUGUUCAAUGUGAGUGCCAUUCCAUAAUGUCUGCUGUGGCUACUGCUAGCUAUCAUGAGGACGACAAGGGCAGUUUUCCAGGAACACUAGCAGUAUUUCAAUGUAAUCGAUGAAGCAGUGUGGUUAAAGGUAACAGACAUUUGGAGUACAGUGGCAUAUCCCAUACUAGCUCUCAAACUCUAGGCGGCGUUCUCCCUACAGUUUCAGCUGUUAGCUCACCCACGACUGGCUCAUGUGAACUACAAUCCCGACACUGUGUUUUAACGUUUAGAAAUGUCAAUCAUCGCUUGCAAUACGGCUUUCGAAUCAUAUGGCCCUUUCAUCAGCGAGAAAGAAUCCUUCAAAUAAAAAAGAUGCACUUACUGUAGCAGUUUUGCACAGAUCCAGAUAGCUAAUUAGCACAGGUGGUUGCCUCUUUUCCAUAAACAAGCGUUGUAACAUGGAGAUAUGGCCAUGUGGGAACACUAUUUUAUUUUAUUUUUCUCGCUGAUAUGAAAGAUAAGGUCCUUAUGCUUCCAAAACCAUACCGCAAGCAAUGUUAAUGUUCAGACCGAUAAAAAGGGAAACCUAGUUAAUUUUUUGUUAUUUAAUUAAUCUCUCCUGGUUUGUCUUUCAAGCAUCCACGUUGGUUUGCAUCUUCCUGAUAUCCAAUAAGGAGGGGACUUGCAGUGCGUGGCGCGUCUCAAAUAGAACCAAGUAGGAUGCAAGAAUUGAGCCUAACGGGUAGCCAGCAGCCUUACUUUCCCGUUGAACUCAUCUUUCUUCUCGAAUCCGCAGGACAUAAAACAAUAUAGAGGUAAAAUGGAUAUCGAUUUGAGACAUGACAUUUAGUAUUUUCAUAUUUUAGUAUACACUUUUCAUAUUAAUUUGAAAUUCCUGUUAUAUUUCAAAGGUUUCUCACAAAAAUGUGCGUUUUGUCUGUGAAAUGUCAACUGAGCACUGAGUGUAUACCAAGCUUUUUAUUUUCAAAGCCUUUUACAUUUAAUUCAGCUCAUGUCAUGCUAACUUAGCUUUUUGCGACCGGCAGAAACAACUUUGAAGACGACGACCAUAAAAUGUAAAAUCCUCAAAAGUUGUUACGAGAAACAUGCACCGCUAUGUCAGAGCUCUGUGCUUAUGAUCAGAUGUAUUGGGUUAUGAAAUCUGACUUUUUGGAUAGAGCGCAUUCGGGAAGUUUUCAGACCCCUGCCCUUUUUCAAAAUGUUACGUUACAGCUUUAUUCUAAAAUGGAUAAAAUAAAAUAAAAUCCUCAUCAAUCUACACACAAUACCCCAUAAUGAGCGAAAACAGGUUUUUAGUCAUUUUCGCAAAUGUAUUAAAAAUAAACAGACCUUUUAUUUACGUAAGUAUUCAGACACUUUGCUAUGAGACUUGAAAUUGAGCUCAGGUUCAUCCUGUUUCCAUUGAUCAUCCUUGAGAUGUUUCUACAACUUGAUUGGAGUCCACCUGUGGUAAAUUCAAUUGAUUGGAAAUUAUUUGGAAAGGCACACACCUGUAUAUAUGAAGUCCCACAGUUGACAGUGCAUGUCAGAGCAAAAACCAAGCCAUGAGGUGGAAGGAAUUGUCCGUAGAGCUCCGAGACAGGAUUGUGUUGAGGCACAGAUCUGGGGAAGGAUAACAAAACAUUUCUGCAGCAUUGAAGGUCCCCAAGAACACAGUGGCCUCCAUCAUUCUUAAAUGGAAGAAGUUUGGAACCACCAAGACUUCCUAGAGCUGGCCGCCCGACCAAACUGAGCAAUCGGGGGAGAAGGGCCUUGGUCAGGGAGGUGACCAAGAACCCGAUGGUCACUCUGACAGAGCUCCAGAGUUCCUCUGUGGAGAUGGGAGAACUUUCCAGAAGGACAACCAUCUCUGCAGCGCUCCACCAAUUAGGCCUUUAUGGUAGAGUGGCCAGGUGGAAGCCACUCCUCAGUAAAAGGCACAUGCCCGCUUGGAGUUUGCCAAAGGCACCUAAAGGACUCUGACCAUGAGAAACAAGAUUCUCUGGUCUGAUGAAACCAAGAUUGAACUCUUUGGCCUGAAUGCCAAGCGUCACGUCUGGAGGAAAGUUGACUGAUGUUCAAUCUCGUGCUUCUCAGCACGGGCUGAUAUUUCUUCUGCGCAGCAGUCCCGGGGGAGCUGCGUGCCCGCAGUUUAGAGGGAAUAUUGCCGAUAGGUACUUAGCAUAGUAGGAGGCCCUUCCUUCUCUUUCUAGAACAAGACGUCCCUGCUGUGUACCGACGAACCUGUCAUUUUCUACUUGUAGAAUCGCAAUGCUUGUCAGUGGCCGAGAACUUGACUUUGAGCCAAUCGGAGAGCACAAACCUCCACGUCGGGGAGCCGACAGAAGUGACAAGAAAAAUAAAGAGGGCACUUUUCCCGGUGUAAUCCACCCCCAUUUCAUCAGAUUUAUUCUAACUAAAACAAAGCUGCAUAUUUUUUUUCUAGAUCAAGUCUAUACAUAUUUUACAUAUAGCUAAGGAGUUUUGUGCAUUUUUUUUGUUGGGUUCAGUUUGAUAAUGUGCACAUGCUCGUUAGCUAGCUAACAUUAGCUUGCUAACUGAGCCAGGCAGUCACACACUUCAUAUGAAACGAUUGGGGUGGUAAGUGCAGCACAAUGCACACGACACUAAAUGCUUUACCAAGCUAGCUACCUAGCAAGAUGACAAAUAAAAAAAUUUAUUCACACUAUUAUCCCAUACUGCUAGUUCGCGUUCUAGCUAAACAGUUCGCAUCGCCAUUUAGCACAAUAUAGCUAGCUAACUUCUCCACUGACUCGCAGCAGCUUCAUUCAAAAACAAAUCCAUUGUGAUUUAAUUAUAAUGUUGCUAGUUAUCUAGUUUUGGCCAUCUGGUUAGUAUCAACAUGGGCUUACUGCAAAUGCUAGCUAGCAACAGCAUUCACGCAGCUUGCUAGUUAGCUUACAUUAGCUACAGCAAGCACAAGCCAAACGAGCUAGUGCAACCUGGCAUGUUUAAACAAAGCAAAUCUGAAGUAAAACUGUUCUGUGAACAAAAAGUUAACUGCUGACACCCCUGGGCAGAGUUGCUAAGUACCUACCUAUCGGCAGUCAGAUUUGUGUGUCUGACCUUUAAAAUUAGGCAGGAAACAAGUCAGAGGAGGUUUUUUGGAAAUGGCAUCUCAACAGUACAUAACCUGCACCUGUUGCACUUUGGUGGUUUGGUUGCCUUUGACAUUGACACACGCAGAGAUUGAGAUACUUGAUCUCAAUGGUUUGUACCCCUGUGCACACAUUUUAAAAGGAAAGUGGUUAGAUUUAGCAUUCCAGUGUGAUCAAAAAAGCAUGUUUUCAUCAUGUAUCGGUUACAUCACAAUGUGAAAAACUGAAAAUAAAGAUAAAAUGUAUUGUUUAAGUGUAAAAGCCUUUGCUUCAGUGUUACUCAAACAUGAAAUUCAUUUUGUUCUUUGUUUCUUCUCCAGCCAGAACAUGGAAGAUCCUCUCCUUUGUAGUUGCCCUUCCGGGGGUUGCAGUGUGCAUGUUGAACAUGUACCUGAAGAUGCAGCACCAUGCUGCACACCAUGUGGAGCCCGAGUUCGUCCCAUACAGCCACCUUCGCAUUCGCAGCAAGGUCUGAUUCAAGUUUUUUUUUUUUAUGUAUGGCAAAAUACUAAAUGCAGACAGUUAUUGUUGCAAAACACAUCUCUCUAUGAUCAUAUACUUUUUGGGAUUAUAGUCUCUUUAAUUUUGCCUGGAGUAUUUACACAUUUUUAAUGUGCCCCCUGUUAGUUGAAUUUGUCAUUAUGUUAACUUGACUCUUGUCUCUCACCAGCGUUUCCCAUGGGGUGAUGGCAACAAGAGCCUGUUCCACAACCCUGAAUUGAAUGCCCUCCCUGAUGGCUAUGAAGGACGUGACGAGUGAGAUCUCUCCCUCCAGACCGCCUCAUACACUGGGACCAGAGUCUUCCCUCAAUUCUUUACUGUUACUAGACCACACUCUCCAAACAGUUUACUCUCCUCUAUUCCAUAAUGUUUACCUAUGUGCACUUGUCACAAGGGACUCAAUGUUAGUUACAUUUUUCUGGACCAUUUAACACAAUGUGUGCUUAAACUUAACUAAAAUAAAUAUUACUGAAAUGUGUGUUUUGUCAUUAACUCAAAAAAUGUACACUCAGGUGGUUUCUAAUGUCUGUUUCUCUAUCGAUUAAGUCUGCUAUGUUUGGAGUGACAAAAGGAGUUUAGAAAUUCGUGUUUCAGAACGACGCACUGUUUGACCCUAUUUGCUUCCCCUUCUUUCACAUGACUAACUUCUUGUGACUCGCAUUCUUCUAGCAAGCGAGUAGCUAUCGUUAGUUUCUCUGUUUUCAAUUGUCUAUCAAAUUGUCUGUAACAAAGGAGUCAAGUUUUGUAAAGUUAAGAAAUGUGAAAGUAUUGUUGUCCGGCUGAGAUGGCAACUUUAAAUGUAUUACUUUGAAGACCUGGAGAAAGACUGCGUCAACAUCAUUUGGAAGCAGCUUGAUAGGUUGGGUAAGGUAAAUGUCAGCCAGCUGGUAGCUUGCUAGACAUGAAAAUUCUGAUUUGUGAAAUUACGCUUCUAGCUAACGUUACAUGCUAGUAUAAAUACUUUGGGCUAUUCUGUUCAGUGUGUGGUCUUACGUUUUUUUAAUCAAGCAGUCGCUAAUUGCCACCAGUUGGUUCAAUAGCGAAGGCAUGGCAUAUCAAAUUAUGAAAAACAGUAGGCCUAGCUGUCUGCAUUGUACCUUGCUACGAUAUAACAUUCACAAGUAAUGAAUGCACUUGUUUUAUUAAUCACCGGCUUUAUAAAGGUAGGGAGUGUGUGGAGGACAGACUGAGAGAAGAAGAACAACCAAUGGCAGCUAUGGCUGAGAUCAUUGUGCCUGACUCAAGAAGGUGGGACUGUCACCUCUGAUCUGAGGUUCUAUUAUAAUUCAUGCCCUUCAUUGAAUUCCUAUCCUUUUUUUUCUGCCAUGCAAUAGUCCCUACUUGGGUUUCUAAUGUUAGUAUGGGUAUUUUCCACUCAAUCAGAUUUCUUGGUGAUUUGCAGAUGCAUCAACUUCUUCCUAUAUGAUGGGUCAAAGGUCAAGGGUGAGGGUGACCCUACAAGAGCUGGCAUCUGCUACUUCUAUCCUGAAGAGGUAGGGACGUCAGAAGUGUGUAUGUGUUCCCUAGAUGAGAUUAUUGAUACUGUGUAUUAAGAAUGAUUACUUGAUUGUGUUAAUGAUCCCCUACCAAUUGGAUGAGUAGAGUGAAGGAUGGUUCUUUGCCUUUGAUUUCUUCCAGACGCCUCUGGAUAAGCAGGAGCUGCUUUGUGGGCAGCUGGCAGGCGUGAGCCGCUGUGUCUCUGAGCUCUCCUCCUCCCCUGUACGUCUGCUCAGGCUGCGGCGUAGCAAGUUCGCCAUCCGCAUGAAAGACAACUUUUUGUGGGUGAGUUGCGCCAUAAUCUUGUUACUAGACACUUCCGCCCGAGGUUAGUUGCACCGUAGCCUGAAACCACACCACACCAUAGUGCAUAGUUGUCAUAUAUGUCAAAGUCUAUAACAUAUCUUCAGAUGUUUGAGCAAAAGGUUACAGAUAAGGUGCUAUGGUCUUAUUGAUACAUUCACCGAUAUCUCGGAUGGAUAGACUAUUGUAAUGAGAAUGCUCAUCCCCUAAACCGGUCUUUCUUUAGUGAUGUUUUUGUCUAUCCAUCCCCUGUGUAUAUGUCAUAAUUACUCUCCAUGUUGCCCUCCCUCAGGCCUUAAGCUGUUCAUUGGAAAUACCAGACGUCAGUAUAUGUGACUUCCUGGAUCAGCUGAUAAAUCUCUUUAGUUUCUGUAACGGCCCUAUCCGCCAGAGCUACCAGGUACAUUCAUCUCUAACACUUAAUAGUGAUGGGAAGUUUGCGUAUUUUUACUGACUGGUCUUUUCGACUCAUUCAGUCAAAAUAAGAAAUCUUUCGACUCCUUUUGUUCAUUUUAAUCAGUAAUGCCCAGAACACGCAGGACCUCCUACCGGCGAACGAUGAACUGAAAUGUCGUCAGGGCCGGUUCCCCCGGUGGCCCUAAGCGACCGCUUAUGUCACUUAUGCCUGGAACCGGCCCUGACGACGUGAACGAGAGGCUUGUAGAAUCAUGACUCUUGAGUUUUCAGUUCAUCGUUCGCCGGUAGGAGGUCCUGCGUGCCCCCUAUGGUGAACGAGAUGUGACCUCCAGCGCCCCCCCCCCCCCCCCCCCAUUUGAUUUUGUUAGCCAUUCUCACUCAGAUAUCAUAUUAACAUGGCAUAAGUCAUUACAAAAUGUGUAGAAUUGCAUGAAAUUCACUUUAAAACUAAAGAAAAUUAUCUCCACCGUCAAGAAGGGGGCCACUAAAAUUUUUGCCAUAAGGUGGGGAGUCCCCCAACCCAGUCUCGCUUAGGGCCCUUAAAAGGCUAGAGCCGGCCCUGCAUGUGGUUCACCAUAGGAUGCUUAUUGGAGCUGUCAUUUGUGACACAUGUAAAAGUGUGCUUUAAACAAUGUACAUUUGUUGAUUACUAGGAAUACAAAUAAGAUUAUUUCUUCAUACGUUUGAAACGAGGUCUACUUGUGGGCGCAACCGGACUAGAUUCUGAGCUACUCUUGGCGGAAAGCAUUGCUUGACUGCCGUGAGGGUGAUAAGCAUAAUAUUGUCAGAACUGCAGCCCUCCAAACUAUUCGUUUUCGAGUGUGUUGAGCAGAGGCUGUGUAUGUUUUGGUUCUGUAAAGCUGUGUCCAUCAUAACAUUCAAUAAUCAAUUCAUUGAAUUAAUUAUUGAACCAUGCAAUCAAUUAUCAGUUCUAAUAAACAUGUCAUUUUGCUCUUUAUGCUGCCUACAGCAUGGUCUGUUUUCCUUCGCGUAGGCCUAUAUAUGACAGACAGUUGGUAGUCGGAUCGCGUCUCUGGAGCUGCUGAGCCAGAGGAGCAUGUAUCAAUCUUGUUGUAGGACUCAUUGCGGCCAGCUGAUCAAACGAAAAACGAAUCCUGACUCUCGAGUCAGUAAAAAGAGGCGUUCGAAAAUAAAUGAAUCGUUGCGAACUGCACAUCACUAACACUUAUCUUAGCUGUGUACAGUCGUGGUCAAAAGUUUUGAGAAUGACACAAGUAUUGGUCUUCACAAAGUUUGCUGCUUCAGUGUUUUUAGAUAUUUUUGUCAGAUGUUACUAUGGUAUACUGAAGUAUAAUUACAAGCAUUCCAUAAGUGUCAAAGGCUUUUAUUGACAACUACAUUAAGUUUAUGCAAAGAGUCAAUAUUUGCAGUGUUGACCCUUCUUUUUCAAGACCUCUGCAAUCCGCCCUGGCAUGCUGUCAAUUAACUUCUGGGCCACAUCCUGACUGAUGGCAGCCCAUUCUAUGCUUGGAGUUUGUAAGAAUUUGUGGGGUUUUGUUUGUCCACCCGCCUCUUGAGGAUUGACCACAAGUUCUCAAUGGGAUUAAGGUCUGGGGAGUUUCCUGGCCAUGGACCCAAAAUGUCGAUGUUUUGUUCCCCGAGCCACUUAGUUAUCACUUUUUCCUUAUGGCAAGGUGCUCCAUCAUGCUGGAAGAGGCAUUGUUCGUCACCAAACUGUUCUUGGAUGGUUGGGAGAAGUUGCUCUCGGAGAAUGUGUUGGUACCAUUCUUUAUUCAUGGCUGUGUUCUUAGGCAAAAUUGUGAGUGAGCCCACUCCCUUGGCUGAGAAGCAACCCCACACAUGAAUGGUCUCAGGAUGCUUUACUGUUGGCAUGACACAGGACUGAUGGUAGCACUCACCUUGUCUUCUCCGGACAAGCUUUUUUCCGGAUGCCCCAAACAAUCGGAAAGGGAAAUUACUUUACCCCAGUCCUCAGCAGUCCAAUCCCUGUACCUUUUGCAGAAUAUCAGUCUGUCCCUGAUGUUUUUCCUGGAGUGAAGUGGCUUCCUCGCUGCCCUUCUUGACACCAGGCCAUCUUCCAAAAGUCUUCGCCUCACUGUGCGUGCAGAUGCACUCACAUCUGCCUGCUGCCAUUCCUGAGCAAGCUCUGCACUGGUGGUGCCCCGAUCCGGCAGGUGAAUCAACUUUAGGAGACGGUCCUGGUGCUUGCUGGACUUUCUUGGGCGCACUGAAGCCUUCUUCACAACAAUUGAACCUCUCUCCUUGAAGUUCUUGAUGAUCCGAUAAAUGGUUGAUUUAGGUGCAAUUUUACUAGCAGCAAUAUCCUUGCCUGUGAAGCCCUUUUUGUGCAAAGCAAUGAUGACGGCACGUGUUUCCUUGCAGGUAACCAUGGUUAACAGAGGAAGAACAAUGAUUUCAAGCACCACCCUCCUUUUUAAAGCUUCCAGUCUGUUAUUCUAACUCAAUCAGCAUGACAGAGUGAUCUCCAGCCUUGUCCUUGUCAAUACUCUCACAUGUGUUAACGAGAGAAUCACUGACAUGAUGUCAGCUGGUCCUUUUGUGGCAGGGCUGAAAUGCAGUGGAAAUGUUUUUUUGGGAUUAAGUUAAUUUUCAUGGCAAAGAGGGACUUUGCAAUUAAUUGCAAUUCAUCUUAUCACUCUUCAUAACAUUCUGGAGUAUAUGCAAAUUGCCACCAUAAAAACUGAGGCAGCAGACUUUGAAAAUUAAUAUUUGUGUCAUUCUCAAAACUUUUGACCACGACUGUACAGCAAUCUGUCAUAUCCAUAUCAUGUCCUAUUUUCACAUAGAUGUGUGUUAAUCAAGGAAUUGUUUUUUGCUAAUGCUAAAUAUGCCUCCCUCUGAUUUGCAUUGCUUUAAGAUGUACAGUCAGGAAGAUUUAGCUGUUCGAUGGACCCGGUACCUCUCCCACUUACAAGGAGGUGCCACUGAACUGCACCACAUCUUCAGUGUCUUGAGCACCAUUGACUCUACACAUGUAAGUAAUAAGAAGUCUGUUGGGCAUGAUAUCGGUAAGGUUUGCUACCUCAGAUAAUAUCAUACGGUUGCUUAUUUUAUUAAAUUCACUCAUACAAUUACUAUGUAUUCUAUCUAUUUCAUUUAUAUUUUUAGUUGAUUUACUUCUGGCCUAGCCUGGCAAUUAUUUCCUUGUUUCAUGCAUGUCAUUUUGAUUCUCAGAUUGACCCCCUUCUCCUACUCAAGGCUGCCCUCAUUCUGCAGGCCUGUCAACGCUGCCCCCUUGUGUUAGCUGGUUGUGUACUUUACUGUGGGAGGUAAGCGGUCUGACCUUUGCAGCAGCAAAGUGCUGGAAUAGUUAACCACAGAUUAGAACCAGACACGAACUGUAUAUAUAAACGUGUCUUUGCUCCAUAGGGUUGUCAGCACACAGAUGCCCCCUGAUCUCACAGUGAAAGUCAUGGUUCAUGAAACGGAAACAUACAAACAGGUAGAUAACAAUGGCUGAUAAUUUAGGUGCUUCUCUCAUUUGAGAUUUUAAUUUGAUCUUGUGAUCAUCUUAAUUAGUUGAGAUUCGUUGGGUUGUUGUAUUAUGCAUCAAUAUCUUAAUACAAAAGCUAUACUUAAGAUUGUUUUACAAAGUCAGCAGUUUGUUUAGUCACAGGCCUCGCCAUACAUUUUUGCUUAUGCUUAUAUAUUGCUCUAGGACCAGAGACCCAAUGGACUGAGUUCCUCCAGCUCUUCUGGCAGCACUCCUCUAUCUAGCCCAGUGACCUCCACCACUGUGUUCCUGACCGCCACUGAACUACAGUAUCUCCGCUCCUCUCCCGUGGACAGAGAAUCCAGGUACUUCACCCCCCUCCACUGUAUAAAGUAUAUCCUUUUCUGGUAAACAAUAACUAGAGUGAGUUACAAGAUGUUCCGUCCUGAUACAGUAAGCUCAAAGCCAAGUGAAAGUGAGGGUUAGACAAGUUUGGAAUGGUUGCCUCCCUGAUAUGAGGGUAAAUCGUUGAGCCUCUGUCUGUCCUGCAGAUCCCAAUCUACCCAAUCUACUCCAAAGGAAGUAAACCGACCUAGGAAGUCCCGCCUCCUGUCAAGAACCCUAUCUGACACACCAACCACUGAUCUGCUUGACCCAGACCCCACCCACUACGCUCCACUAUCCCUCCAUUAUCCCUCCACCCCCCAGUCAACUAUAUCUGAUGAGUUGCUAUUUAGCCCAAGUCCUUCAUUUCACACUCCUGGCCCUCUCAGUCCUUCACCUAUCAAGGUCGCUCCAAAGACCUCUGGUCAUACCUUGUCCAAUGGAAAGCUGUCCCAUGAGGUGGAGGAAGGUGUCACAGGAAGUUUGUACGACCACAGUUUUAACAGCAUAGAUGGUGGGAGAGAUGAGUCGGGUCUUGCAGGAGGAGGCAGGUCAAUGCAAAACAAGGACCUGCGUCACGUCAGUGGACAGAAUGGAGGUAGUAUUGUACUGGGUGGAGAGAAAGCUGGAGCCCUCAGGUUCAGAGGUCAGGAGUCCCCAGAGCCUGGCAGUCAGAGGAUGGGGAAUGUGGCAGAGAAGGAGGUGUUUAAGGAGAAGGAGGGACAGGGGGGUAAAGGUUUACUGCAGGCUGACACUUGUGAUGUGCCCCCCUACUCUUCUUCACCCUGUGAGAACUCUAUAGAGGCCCCUCUGCUCCCCAUGUCGUUGUACCAGCACAGGGUGAGAGGGCUGGUACUGGCCCUACUGGUGGAGCCAAAAUUCCACAGUGACACUGCAGCCACGGAGGAAGUGGUGAGGAACUUUUGGGGAAUAUGGGAGGGAUAUGAAUGUUUGUUCAUGCAUGAGUGUUCCACAAGAGUUUCCUCCUUUUGGACCACCACCUGUGUUCAACCGUUAUGAAAUUAAAUGUCUACUAUUGCCCUACAUGUUAGUACAGCAGUUUGAUAUUUGGUCUACUGUCUCAUCAUGUGGUUUAUGCUCAGUAUCACAGCAGCCUGGCAUCUUUGAACGGACUGGAGGCACAUCUGAGGACCACUGUUCCAGGGGCCCCCGGCCCACAUGGACCAUACACCUUUGCACACUUUGACUGUAUACAGAACACGCUCACAAGUGAGGCUCUAAUAUUCUCAGAAUAUUCUAUACUUAUUUUUUCCACCUUUGUCUGACCCUUACCUUUUCCCUCUCUCUCUUUGUCUGUUUUUGUCUGAUAUUUAUGGAACCAUGUCUUUCAGUUUCCCAGUGUUGACCUUACUGUUAGAGUGAGUAGUAAGCUCCGUGCUUUGCAGUAGCUGAUUGGGAUGUUUUGGGGCAUUUUGUGUUAGCUGAUUUGGAUAUUUUGGGGUACUUACCGGUCAUUUGAGCAACUAGGACCCUGUACACGAUCUCAGGCUUUUUUCUUGCAUGGUUGAUUGUCCUCCAUGUUUGUGUGGUAUUUGUAACGAGUGACUGCUGUGUGUCCCUGCAGCCAACCUGUCUGGCAGGCCAGGGGGAGCCCAGGAGUGUUCCUUUGUGAGAGCCACAUCACUGCUCCACUCGCAUUUCUCUCACACUGAAGCUCUGCAGGAGGCUAUUGUCAGGUCAGUAUGACAAGCAGUGAUGGAGGGGGCUCUCACCAUGCGUUACUCCUCAAGCCAGAUAAUGGGGGAAGGGGAACAGAGGCCAUCAUUAUGUCGUUUGUAUUAUCUGAAAAGAUAAGUCCUUGAGUGUUUUGGCAUUGAGUUGUAUGUAUAAUGUUUAUACACAAUGUUUAUACCACAGGAGCGCGGGUACAGCUGUGUACGGGACCCGCAGUGUGGCCCAGGAGACGUACUUCCUGCAGCAAGGUGGAGCGUUGAGAAACUCUGGUAUUCCUAACCACCAGGACAGCGCUUUCUCUCUGCCCAGCAAGGCCCGACACAGAUUAAUGAAACAUGGGGUAAACCUGCUCUGACUGACCGUGGCAAGGAGAGUUCCACCAGCACCUUUCUCCACUCAGUCACUGCUCUGAAUAUGAUCCUAUUUAAAUUCAGUUCAAACACUGUACUUACACUGAUCCUUUCUGCCAAGGUAAUAUAAGCACUCUUAAAGAAUUAUAGGAAGUUGGAUGUAUUUAGCUUUUUCUGUUAUUGCGUGGAGUUUAAGAAAUGUCUGCUUUAUCUGUAAUGUCGUCACUUGUCUGCUUUGCUGCAUGGUUCUUUCACUAUCUUGGUCAGGUCAUUAUUGUACAACAGAAUGUGUUCUCAAUAACCAACCUGGUUAAAUAAAAUAAGCUAUUUACCAGAAUUGUGGUCAAGUCCUACACUGUGUUGUGUUAAUGUGCACAGGGCCAUGGUCUUUGUCAAACUG
Messenger RNA from Coregonus sp. 'balchen', 18386 nucleotides. The record is from the annotation of a GenBank genome assembly. NCBI's taxonomy places the organism in Eukaryota, Metazoa, Chordata, Actinopteri, Salmoniformes, Salmonidae.